Myiozetetes cayanensis is the source of this 1193-nucleotide messenger RNA. It is a transcript of the gene MEF2B, whose product is annotated as myocyte enhancer factor 2B. Lineage: Eukaryota; Metazoa; Chordata; Aves; Passeriformes; Tyrannidae. The record is from RefSeq and is a predicted model, not a curated record. The transcript is spliced from 8 exons. Gene Ontology annotation, molecular function: protein dimerization activity; DNA-binding transcription factor activity, RNA polymerase II-specific; RNA polymerase II cis-regulatory region sequence-specific DNA binding. Gene Ontology annotation, biological process: positive regulation of transcription by RNA polymerase II. Bases 24 to 1193 code for a protein of 389 amino acids.
CGAAUCCGGCAUAGGAGGCAGAAAUGGGCCGUAAAAAAAUACAGAUCAGCCGAAUUUUGGAUCAGCGGAACCGGCAGGUGACGUUCACCAAGCGCAAGUUCGGGCUGAUGAAGAAGGCGUACGAGCUGAGCGUGCUGUGCGACUGCGAGAUCGCCCUCAUCAUCUUCAACAGCACCAACCGGCUCUUCCAGUACGCCAGCACCGACAUGGACAAGGUGCUGCUCAAGUACACGGAGUACAGCGAGCCCCACGAGAGCCGCACCAACUCCGACAUCCUCGAGACGCUGAAGCGCAAGGGGCUGGGGCUGGAGAGCCACGAGCUGGAGCUGGACGAGGGUCCCGAGCCGGGGGACAAGGGGAGGAGGCCGAGCGAGGGCGUCAACCUGUCGGUGGCGCGGCCCAGGUUCUACCAGAGCCCGGUGCCACUGCCCGAGGUCACCUACGGCAGCUCCCCCCCAGCCACGGACACGUCCCUGGGCAGUGCCAGCAGCUCCCCCCAGAGCCAGGGACGCUCCCCUGCCUUCAAACCGGCAACCCCGAAGCCACCGGGACGGUCACCGGGGCCACUGCCCCCAGGUCUCGGCUACCCCCUGUUCCCUGCGGGCAGCCUGAACCGAGCCCUGGCCACCAAGACCCCCCCGCCGCUGUUCCUGGGGGCCGAGGGCCGGCGGGGGGAAGCCCAGGGCAGCCUGGCGAGCGCCCGGGGUGGUGGCAGCACUGCGCGGCCGCUGUACCCGGCCCUGCAGACCCUGAGCCCCGUCCUCACCCCGGGCAGCUCCAGCAUCCCGAGCCACGGCCUCGCCGGCUUCCCCUUCCUCAGCCCCGCCCAGGCAGCCCGGCCCCCGGCAUGGCAGCACCCACGGGACGUGGCGGCACUGGGGGUCAGCGGCCGGAUCGUCUCUGCCGAGGACCCUCCCCCGGCCCCCGGCUCCUCCCCGCAGCACCAAGCCAUCAGCAUCAAGUCGGAGCGGGUCUCCCCGGGGCUGGGCUGCCCCUCGGGCACCCCCCAGCCCCCCAUGGCCAGCCUGGCGUCCCUCAGCGAAGCCUCCCGAGGCUCCGGAGACCUCCAGCCCCGGGAUGACUAUGCCAAGGGGUACCCCUACCCCCUCGGAGCCCCCCGGCCGCCGGCAGAGGAGCAGAGGGUCGCGGUGCCCCCGCGGCGGGCGCAGCCCUUGGACGUUUGGCAGAGAUAG